ACAAAAGCCACCGGCGCACGAAGUCGGGCUUAAACGGGUUCAGUCAGCCAAAAGUAAAAGUUACCAGCCCGAGUGUGAGUGCAAUUGUGCGAUAAUGAGCGUAAUUGCACUAUUGCUCAAGGCUUUGUUGGUUGUAAUCGGAUUGGCCGUACUUUUUGGACCAGGAAGAGUGGCUGCCUACGAUCCCAAUGAUCCCAAAAUAGCCGAGUGCUGCCUGCCGCCGGAGGGGAUGUUCGAGGCGUUUUAUCCCCGCGAGGUGGAGGGAAUCCCCAAUAGCGCAUCGCGACCAGCACACGGACAUGGCAGCUUCUUCAAGCACCGGAACCCAGCACUGGUGGACACCAAGAACGCGGCGGCCUAUGGCUAUAGGUUCGACGGCAAGAGGCGUUUCAACUUCGAUUAAUUCCGGCCACAAAAUCUGUAUUAUUCGCAAAUAAAGUCCCUUUCUGAAAACGAAAA
This is a messenger RNA of Drosophila sechellia, 459 nucleotides long. RefSeq lists its product as uncharacterized. The transcript has a single exon. Bases 95 to 403 code for a protein of 102 amino acids. Lineage: Eukaryota; Metazoa; Arthropoda; Insecta; Diptera; Drosophilidae. The record is from RefSeq and is a predicted model, not a curated record.